AUUUCUUUCUUUUGGAAACGGGUGGAGCAAGGAAAUUCACUGGUUCAUCUUUCUCUCUCUCUUUCUCUCUCAACCUUGCCGUUCCGGAACAAGAGCCUCUCUCUCUCUCUCUCUAUGUCUGACUUUGCAACUCUUAUCGCUUCCUUGCUUGGUUGUUGUAAUCGGAAGUGUGCUGCUUACACCAGAGAGCGAAAUUCAACUGAGUUGAGGAGAUAUAAUUUUGUUGAACUGGCAGACGCAACUCAAAGUUUCUCCAACAAUAAUUUGCUUGGCGUAGGUGGUUUUGGUACAGUCUAUAAGGGAUGUCUAGAUGAUAAAGUCGUUGCUAUCAAGAAACUUAGAUUUGUAAAAGAUGAAGAGCCAGAAGAAGAGCCACAAGAAAUCAAGUACCUUAAAAGAGUGAGUCACCGAAAUCUUGUUAACCUGAUUGGAUACUGCAGUGAUGGCGCUAAUAAAUUGCUUGUUUUAGAGUUUGUUCCCAAUAAAACCUUGAGACAUCAUCUAGAUGGAAAAGGGAACGUUUUAGAAUGGGCAACAAGAAUGAAAAUCGCCGUAAAAUCUGCGUAUGGAUUGCAAUAUCUACAUGAAAAUUGUAAAAUUAUACACCGAGAUGUUAAGUCAGAAAAUAUUCUUCUUGACAAUAAUUUUGAACCAAAGCUUGCAGAUUUUUCGCUCGCCGUGUUUUUGCCAAAUAUUGACAAUGUUGGCCAUAUCACCAGUGUAUUAAGGCGAAAAAAUGUAUAUGCGGAUCCAGAGUAUGCAAAACGAAAAGUAUCUAAGAAAUCAGAUGUUUAUUCCUUUGGCGUUGUGCUUCUGGAGCUAAUUACUGGAAGAAAACCUCUAAGUGAAAGUGAUAGUAUUGUCACUUGGGCAAAAUCUCGAAUUGAAGAAGUACUAUACGACAAGAAAUAUGAGGGUUUUGUUGAUUUGAAAUUGCGAGGAGCUUGUGAUGAAAGAGAAAUGCAAAGAAUGACUUAUUGUGCUGCUGCUUGUGUAUAUAAGCCUUUAAACUCUCGGCCAAACAUGAAACAGAUAAUUGAAAUUCUUGAAGCAACUACGCCUUUAAAGGAGAGGAUAUCUCUUCAUGGAGGUAGUCGUUUUGAUCUACAGUCUGUACUUGGCAUUGAAAGCAAACAAAUUACUUCACCAAGAAUCUUUACUUAUGAAGAACUAGCAAGGGCAACAGCUCAUUUCUCUAACAAAAACUUGCUUGGCGAGGGUGGUUUUGGUAUAGUUUUCAAGGGAUCACUUGUAACUGGUGAAAUUGUUGCAAUUAAGAAGCUUAAACAUGUUGGUGAAGAGCAGAGCAAAAGUAGUGAGUUUGAGAAAGUGAUUAUGGACAUGAGCCACAUCCGUCAUCGAAAUCUUGUCAAGCUGAUUGGAUACUGCAUCGAAGAAUUCAAUAGAUUGGUUGUUUAUGAGUUUGUUCCCAACAAAUCCUUGGGAUUUCAUUUGCAUGCUGCAGGAAAUAUCAGGAUGACUAUGGAUUGGUCAACUAGAAUGAGAAUCGCCAUGGGUGUCGCAAAAGGAUUGACAUAUUUGCAUGAAUGGUGUCAGCCUAAGAUCAUACAUGGAAAUAUUAAAGUGGCUAACAUUCUUCUUGAUUAUAGUUUUGAACCAAAGAUUUCAGAUUUUGGAUUAAGCAAAAUGAAUGUGGAUCUUUCAAAUUCUUAUAUUUCCAGAGUCAACUCGGAAGGAAGUUCAGGGUAUUUGGCUCCUGAAUAUAUCAAUGAUAGGAAGCUAACUGAUAAGUGCGACGUCUUUUCUUUUGGUAUCGUGCUUCUAGAAUUGAUUACUGGGAAAAAAGCUAUUAAAAAUGAAGGCGGUUUUCAUAAUAGAUUGUCUACUUUGGCAGUGCCCCUGAUCAAACGAGCAUUGGACAAAGGCGAUUAUAAUGUUAUUAUUGAUGAAAAAUUACAAAGCUAUAAUAAAGAUAAAAUGGUUAGGAUGAUUCAUUGUGCUGCAUCUUGUGUGUACAAGCCUGCAGAUUAUCGCCCACAAAUGAGCCAUAUUGUUCAAGUGCUAGAAGGGAAUGUCCCGGUGGAAAGCAUAUGGUUAAGGAAUGACAGCACUUUCCUUUUCCAUGGGGCACCGUAUGUACCACAUAACUAUUGACAUCUUAGAUUUAAAACUCUACUUAAGGUCAGCAGAUUUGACAAGGCUUCUCAGUUGCAAUUUAUAGCCCUCUCGCUCUCUCUUCAUGUAUUGCCUCUUCUAUAAAGAAAAAGAUUGUACCUGAUGAAAUUUGAAUCCUGUACAUAUGAAAAUGAAAGCAAGUCUUCAUAAA
This is a messenger RNA of Hevea brasiliensis (rubber tree), 2287 nucleotides long. Its product is annotated as proline-rich receptor-like protein kinase PERK3. Gene Ontology annotation, molecular function: protein kinase activity; ATP binding. The transcript has 15 exons. The record is from RefSeq and is a predicted model, not a curated record. The coding region runs from base 115 to 2115 and encodes 666 amino acids. NCBI's taxonomy places the organism in Eukaryota, Viridiplantae, Streptophyta, Magnoliopsida, Malpighiales, Euphorbiaceae. Gene Ontology annotation, biological process: protein phosphorylation.